Molecule: messenger RNA, 1506 nt
Organism: Lachnellula hyalina
Lineage: Eukaryota; Fungi; Ascomycota; Leotiomycetes; Helotiales; Lachnaceae
Gene: URC4
Product: Uracil catabolism protein
Exons: 4
Coding region: 1-1506 (501 amino acids)
Source: RefSeq, a predicted model, not a curated record
AUGGGUAUCUUCUCACGCAAAGACAAGUCCAACUCUGUAGCAUCUGGCAGCACCCGCCAGGCCUCCAGCGUAGGCGACAUUAAAUCCCAAUCUUCACAAAGCUCCCUCAAAUCCCCCAUCACGCCCGCAUACUCCACCAGAAUGUCCUUCCCCAAGAUUGCCCUGCCGAAGGCUCCUGAUGCACAUGUCGACCCCGCGGGAUAUCUACGAAGCAUUGGCGCGGUGCGAGAGAGAUGCUCGGUUAUGCUGGAGAAGGCGCAGAAGAAUAACUUGAAUCAUUUUGACGUGGAUAUGAGCAUGUUCGAUGCCACAACAAAAUUCGUCGUUUCAAUUAUCAAGCGCGACUUUGCACCCGAUUAUGCGAGCAUCCCUCCACAUGGCCGAUGGCAACAUUUCAAUGUCGGUGGCCGAGACCGUAUCGCAGAGCUCUUGAAGACCUGGCCGAAGAACGUCGAUCAAUCCGAGCGAUGCCGCAGACUGCUUGACCUCUUCCUCGUCUCCGUCCUACUCGAUGCAGGCGCUGGCACAUCGUGGUCGUACAAGAGCGUUGAGAAUGGCAAGGUUUACAAGCGAAGUGAAGGCCUGGCCAUUGCGAGCUUGGAAAUGUUCAAGAGUGGCGCCUUCAGCAGCGACAAGAGCCAGCCCCAUCAAGUGGACAGCGAGGGAUUGCAGACUUUGACAGUGGGGGUAAUGAGAGGUGGAUUACAAGUUUCCGAUUCAAACCCAAUUGCUGGAUUAGAUGGUCGAACAGACCUUCUCAUCAAGCUCUCCGAGGCAUUGAAGAACCAUACUUAUUUCGGAGCUGAUGGUAGACCUGGAAACAUGCUAGACUAUCUCAUCUCUCACCCCACAACCCAAGCCUCCUCCGUCCCCAUCAUUGUCCUCCCAACCCUCUGGUCGGUCCUCAUGGAUGGCCUCGCACCAAUAUGGCCCUCCUCCCGGACAGCAAUCGAUGGUACUCCUCUCGGCGAUGCUUGGCCGCUUUCCUCCAUGCCCACAUCUCCAACAUCGCAGCCCUGGGAGACAAUCGUGCCAUUCCACAAGCUCACUCAAUGGCUCUGCUACUCCCUGAUGCAACCCAUGUCAAAGCUCAUGAAUAUCCACUUCGCAGGUGCCGAGCUCAUGACCGGCCUCCCAGAGUACAGAAACGGCGGACUAUUCAUCGAUACUGGUGUCUUGAAUCUAAAGCCCAAGGAAGAGAAGCGGGGGAUUCAGCAAUUCAGAGCAAACAAUGCAAAAGAGGGGACAGUUGAUAUGGAAGUUGUACCCAUGUUCUCUCCAGAUGAUGAUGUGAUUAUUGAGUGGCGGGCUGUUACUGUGGGCUUUUUGGACUUGUUACUCGAGAAGGUGAAUGAAAAGCUGGGCUUGCAGGAUGUCAAUCAGUUGAGCUUGCCGCAGAUGUUAGAGGCUGGCAGUUGGAAGGGAGGCAGAGAAAUGGCCGAAAUAUCGAGACCAAAUACGCAGUGCCCGCCAAUCGCCAUCCUGUCCGAUGGCACGGUCUUCUAA